Arabidopsis lyrata subsp. lyrata is the source of this 3140-nucleotide messenger RNA. RefSeq names its product protein FAR1-RELATED SEQUENCE 5. Gene Ontology annotation, molecular function: zinc ion binding. NCBI's taxonomy places the organism in Eukaryota, Viridiplantae, Streptophyta, Magnoliopsida, Brassicales, Brassicaceae. The record is from RefSeq and is a predicted model, not a curated record. Bases 1951 to 2865 code for a protein of 304 amino acids. Gene Ontology annotation, biological process: regulation of DNA-templated transcription. The transcript is spliced from 3 exons.
UUUAUUUUUUUCAAACCAAAACACCAUCGACAAUCUCUUAUAUCAAAACCUAUUACUUAUUAUUAAAUUUGUUGAAGAUGAUGCAUAAGAAGAUGGAGCCAAUAUCGAUCUAAACUCUUAGAGGAAGGAAAAUAUAUUGCUUUUAAAACAUCAAUUCGUCAGGUGAAGUUUCAGAUUCUCUUAUUACUUGUAAAAAAAUAUUUUUUAGUGGUGAAUAAAUAGAGACAACUAGCUAUAAUUGGUACAUGUGUAAUUUUUUUUGUUAAAUUUUUUUUAUGAAUUGUGUUUUCCAAACCAUCGUUUUCCCUAUUGUUGGACUUGUUGAUCCUGCAACAUUGAAAUCUCUGGAAUUGGUGAAAGUCUCUGAAUUAACGACCUUUAAACGCAAGGUAAAACACAAACAUCAAUUAAAAAGUAUAUAUAUGUGUAUAAUAAUAUUAAAUGGUUAAUGCAGAUUGCAAUGGAGAGUAGUCAUAUAAGUGAAGAAGUUUUAGUCGAGGAAGAAGAUGACUUAAUAAGUGAAGACGAAACUUUGGUUAAUGAAUUUGAAGAAGAAGAUGAAAUAGCCAACAACGAGGAUGACGCUCAAACUGAAGAGGUUGCUGCUUUAGAAGCAAAUAAUGAUAAUGAGAAGAAAGAUGAAAUAUAUAUUGGAAUGGAGUUCAGUUCUGAUGAAAUUGCACAUAUAACUUAUAAAAAGUAUGGAGGCAAUCAUGGUUUCAAUGUAAGAAAACAACGGAGGAUGAAGAAAAAAGAGAAGGUAGUAAGGCUUCUUUAUGUUUGCUCAAAACAAGGGUACAUGAAAGAACCUAAGGUCAUAAAAUCUUAUUCACAGCCAAUCACACGGUGUGGUUGUAAUGCUCAUAUGACUUGCUACCUUCAGAAGACCGGAAAAUAUAAGGUUGUGUCUUUCGAGCCGAACCAUAACCAUGAUUUAGUGAAGACACCUAUGAAACAUUUGUUGAAGGGAAAUCGGGUAUUAUCUAUCUCUCAAAAACAACAUGCAGAUGAUGCCGAGAUGUCAGGGAUUUCAGUAAAAGCAACCGUUGAAAUGAUGAGUAGAGAAGUAGGAGGGUAAGUAAAUCUGGGUUUUUUGAAGAAGGAUUAUCAAAAUUACAUAUACCGAAAGCGAAUGGCAAAAAUGGAAAAGGGAGAUGUUGGAGCUGUUUUGGAGUACUUUCAGAAAAAAAAGAGGGUAUGCAUCUUUUUUUUAUUCAAUGCAACUUGAUGAGGAUGAUAUGAUCACUAAUAUCUUCUGGGCAGAUGAUCGGUCUAUAAGUGAUUACAAUCUUUUUGGAGAUGUCGUUUGCUUUGACACAACUUAUAAGACCAAUGACUAUGAAAGACCCUUUGCUCCAUUUGUCGGAGUCAAUCAUCAUAAGCAAACUGUUGUGUUUGGUGCUGCUCUCUUAUAUGAUGAAACCACUGAGUCAUAUAAGUGGCUUUUCGAGACUUUUCUUGGAGCAAUGUCUGGAAAACAACCUGAAACAAUUCUUACAGACCAAUGUGCAGCAAUGGCGAAUGCAAUAGUGAAGGUAUUUCCUGAUACAAAGCAUAGAUUAUGUGUUUGGCAUAUUUACCAAAAUGCUGCAAAGAAGUUGAGUCAUGUAUUUCAUGGAGCAGAACAAUUUGCCAUGAACUUUAGUAAAUGUGUAUAUGACCAUGAGGAAGAAGAAGAAUGGUUAUUGGCAUGGAGUAAUAUGCUCCAGUAGCAUAAAUUGACGGGGGAUAAAUGGUUGAAGAAUUUAUUUGAGCUGAGAGAAAAAUGGGCAAUGGUAUAUGGUCGUCAUACGUUUACAGCAGAUAUGGUGAGCACACAGCGUAGUGAAAGUAUGAAUAAUAUUUUGAAAAAAAUACUUGAAGCAUAGUUAUAACUUGUUGUGCUUCUUUGAACACUAUGAGAGAGUGUUGGAGGAUCAACGAUAUAAAGAAUUAGUUGCUGACUUCAAUAUGAUGCAUACCUCGCCGGUAUUAUGUGCUACUGUAGAGAUGUUGCAACAUGCAGAGGAAGUGUAUACACCAGAAGUUUUUAGCUUGUUCCAGAAGCAAUUCAUAGUUAUCGGUGAUUAUGUUGCCAAAAAGGUUAGUAAGUCUGAGAUGGUGUAUGAAUACAAUGUAUCUUAUCGAGGUGUAGCACGAGAGCAUUUGGUUAAUUAUGAUGCUGCAAACGAGACAAUACAUUGUGGUUGCAAGAAGUUUUCUUUUGCUGGGAUUUUAUGUCGUCAUGCAUUGAAAGUGUUGGACAAGAAGAAUGUUAGAAGAAUUCCAUCUACUUACAUUCUAAAUCGAUGGAGUAAAGAGGCAAAAGCACGAAACAUAUCUUAUUAUCAUUCAGAGUCACCUAAUGAAACAGUCAAGCAAUCGAUUGGAAAGCGAUAUAGCCAUAUAUGUCAUACUUUCCGUGAGAUUGCAUAUGUUGCUGCUGAUCAUAUAGAAAUGACAUUGUGUGCAAAUGAAGAUGCCAUUCAGUUGCUUAAAAAAUUGGAGGAAAAAAAAAAGGAACUUCUGAAAGCUAAUGCAUGGAUGCUCCAAACUUCAGAUGUUGAACUUGUGGAAGAAGAAGAAGAAGAAGACAAUGAUGUUCCAAAUGCACGUGGGGUAAAAAGAAAAGCUCCUGUUGGACGACCAAAAAACAAAAAAGUUGGACCCCAUGGUCGAUUUUUGAGUGUUCUUGAAACAAAAAAUCGGCGUACCACAAAACCAUCAAGUAGUGCUACUGCAAAAAAAAAAUUAUCAUUUCAGGACUCUACUCUUACUCCAGAUACUCAAGUAUUUGGUGCUACCACCAGCUCGACCUUACAUAAUGGGUCAUUUAUUUCACAAGUGUUCCAGGAAUUUGAUAAGAGUUAUGGUGGUUCAUCAUAAAGCUCUGUUAUUUUGCUUUGUUUUUUUUUUCCAAAAUCAUAUUCGAACACCAAAUUCCUUUUGCUAGAUUGAAUUUCUUUCUUCUCUUGUAGAAUCACAAAAUUAGAUUCGUAUCAUUUUAUUAUUUUCUUCUAGAUUGAUCUUCUUUGUUUUUUAUUAUUAUUUUUUUACAACUACAAAUUGUUUGAGGCAACUCCAAAGAAUCUAAGAUGAAAACUCUUAUUAAGUUCUCUCUGUGAUUUGCUCACGAAGAAGACGACUCUUCUGAUAACGUC